AUGAGUGAGCUCUCCAAGGAGCACGGGGAAGCUGUUGGCAGACGGAGGGUGAAAAUGGCCAGGCGGGACGCCGUACCCCAGUUACGCGGCGUGCGCCGGAAACCAAGCGGCAGGUACGGGGCGAAGAUCUGGGUUCCGUCGCGGCGAGGUCCGGUCUCUCUCGGUACCUUCCCCACCGCCGAGGAAGCCGCCAGGGCGUACGACGCGGCGGCCGUCGAGCUGCACACCUGCACGCCGGCGAAGAAGAAGAAGGCGGCGGCUCGCCCGGACGCCUGGACCGACUUCCGCGGCGUGUACCGGACGCCCAGCGGCAGGUACGCUGCGCAGAUAAGGCACUCCAAGGAAAAAUCUUGGCUCGGCACCUUCGACGCCGCCGAGGACGCCGCCAGAGCGUACGACGCCGCGGCCGUCAAGCUGCACGGCGAGAGGGCAGUCACCAACUUCAGGCAACCGAGCCAGGACGAGGACACCACAGCGGAGACGAUGGCGGUUGAGAAGGAGGUGGAGUCAAUGGACGUCGCCACCGACUUCCUGGAGAUGCCGGCGCUCGACUUCCUGGAGAUGCCGGCGCUCGACGUCCUCUUACACAGCUUCCCUUCAGGUGCGCACCGCGACGAUCUCUUGGCCGAUUUGCCGCCGGCGGAGCGUCAGCUCGUGGACGAUUUCCUCAAGGACACGGACCUCUCCGAUGUGGCGCCUUAA
Lolium perenne is the source of this 702-nucleotide messenger RNA. RefSeq lists its product as uncharacterized. Gene Ontology annotation, biological process: regulation of DNA-templated transcription. The record is from RefSeq and is a predicted model, not a curated record. Gene Ontology annotation, molecular function: DNA-binding transcription factor activity; DNA binding. NCBI's taxonomy places the organism in Eukaryota, Viridiplantae, Streptophyta, Magnoliopsida, Poales, Poaceae.